AUGGCGCCCUCACCUCUCUUCCAUUUACCGUCGGUCCUCAGGCGAAAUCGCACCAAUGCAGGAGAAAUGACCAGCAAGAUGUCGUCGAAACGGAACGACCAAGAAACUAAAGCGCAGAAUCUGCUGGGAAUAACGGAGACAGACAUGCGAAUAGCGAGAAACCAAAGCAUUACCUCAACAACCUCCAGCAGGAGUCACAAUAGACCACCACAGCCAGAAAUGCAGGCGGAAGCACGCGGGCUGCGGCGAGAUGGGCGAGGAGGAGUAGGAGGACGACCGCCGCCUGACCUCGAACUCCGGCCGUCGUCAGUCUUACUCCAUGAGGAAUAUCUGCGCAGUGCUGUAGACGACGACCCAACUCCGAAAAUGUCCAUCAAGAACUUUGCAUCCUCGUCGACGCUGAACUCGCACUACGACCCCCAAAAAGUGCCAAUGCGUGUAUCACAGCAGACAUCCGAGUCAUCGCGACGUGACAUGGCAUUGCACAAGGGUAGCCCACGAGUCUUGUUCUUUCCAUUUGGCGAAAGGAAUUCGCCAAAGCCCAGUAAAUCGCCCAAGCCUCGUCCUGGCCCAGAAGGCCGCAAGUUGAGCAAGCAGCGACCACGGACAAGCGAAACUCCUACCCCGACACCGGAUCCGCCAAAUUGGCGGCCGGAAUCAGGUUACGAGAGCGUCCCGUCCAUCAAGUCGAUGAAUGAUGUGUCAAGAACACCUCGUGGCUCACAUUUUACCCCACCAAAGCCUAGUAGCUUAUCACGGCGAACUAUGGGAACCACCAACAAGGCGCUGCUUGAGCCAAUGGACCCCGCUUGUCUCAAAGUCAACGUUAGACGACCAAGGAUCGGUGCGAAGCAUUGGUUUGAUGGUUUGGAGGGCGAGACCAGCGAGGAUGAAAUCCUUAAUGAGCCUGAAUUCGAAGAACAGUUUGUUUCAGGCCUGGAAUCUGCCUUCCGGGACGAAAGAAUCAAGCCUCCUUCGGACCAGUCGUCGAUCCAGACGGACGUGCAAGGUUUCAAGACCAGUAGCAGCAGCGUCACCACACCCAAGCAGUUUCUGCAGAGCACAUCUAGUGUGGCUCGACCUAGUCCACGAGUCGCGAUACUGAAUGCCAAAGCUUCGACAAGCAGCCUCGCGCAACAGAGCACCAGGUCGCAACACACCUCGGCUAGCAAGCGGAAGGCGAUCCAGGGAACGGAUCUGACCAAGAACAGCUAUCUGGACCUGUCUGGUUCCGAAAGCGAGGACGAGAUAAGUGCAGCUAAGUACGCUGUGCCGGUUCGAUCUCCACAGCCACCGCAACCUGCCAUCCGGGACAGUGUGGCGAUGGCAUUCAACAACGAUUCAGAGGUGGAAGUCGGCACCGCCCAUGAAUUGAAAGCCAAACCUGCUGCCGUGGGCGCACAACAGCCCCGGGUACGUACACUCAAAGUAGUCAAUCGAAGCAGCCGACCCGACCACAUUCAGAUGCCGGUACCCAAACGUGGCAGCAGUCUCGCCUUGUCUCAGCUGUACGAUGAAGCCGAGAGGCAGAGCGCCGGGGUGGCACAAGAGUCAGACCUCAUCCCUUCUUUCCCAAGCACGCCGGUGGAGAGCGACAACUCAGCCUAUCGCAUGUCGAUCAGCGUUUUCUCCGACAGCGCGAGCGUCGAGAGCAGGAGGAUGAUGAGCGUAACCAAACAAGAGGAGUCAUUGCUGGCGGCCAUGCGGCUCAAGAAGGCCACCAUGAAGCAGACGGUAACCCGAGACCGACGGCUGCAUGCCCUUCGAAACCUGGAACGAGGACAGGUGCGGACGCCGCCGCGGCGCGAACCCAGUGCCGACUCGAUGUCGAGCUUUCAUCCCCGACAGCCGGUGCAGCAGCUGUACAGCAGGUACAUAGAUAGUGAUGGGUCCAUGUCGCGGAACUCGGCCACGACGAUUCAGACCAGCACCACAGCGCGACAGUCACAGUUGACGUACGAAGCACCAACCCAGGUCAAUAGGUUGUCAUUGUCAUCUGACAACAGCUUGGAUCACUCGGUAUCGCCGUCCUUGCUGUCGCUCAACACGCCCGACCGGCGCCAGAGCCGCGACACGUACUAUUCGCCACCGGAUCCUCAAUUGGCUGCCCCGGGCCACUCGCGCAACCGCACCGAGUCAAGCCACUUCAGCAACAUAGUCUCGCUGGAUGAGCUUGAGAAGGCUCCUGCGUCCCGGGAAGAGAUCCCAUCUCAAGAAUUUAUUGAUUGGCCAUAUCGCGGCUGGAACGCGAGGAUGGGCGCCCCCCAAGGCGUCGCGCACUAG
Messenger RNA from Cyphellophora europaea CBS 101466, 2283 nucleotides. RefSeq lists its product as uncharacterized. The record is from RefSeq and is a predicted model, not a curated record. Bases 1 to 2283 code for a protein of 760 amino acids. The transcript has a single exon. Lineage: Eukaryota; Fungi; Ascomycota; Eurotiomycetes; Chaetothyriales; Cyphellophoraceae.